Messenger RNA from Juglans regia (Persian walnut), 492 nucleotides. Its product is annotated as 60S ribosomal protein L38-like. Gene Ontology annotation, molecular function: structural constituent of ribosome. The transcript has 3 exons. Bases 61 to 270 code for a protein of 69 amino acids. Gene Ontology annotation, cellular component: ribosome; cytosolic large ribosomal subunit. The record is from RefSeq and is a predicted model, not a curated record. Gene Ontology annotation, biological process: translation; protein-RNA complex assembly. Lineage: Eukaryota; Viridiplantae; Streptophyta; Magnoliopsida; Fagales; Juglandaceae.
UCAUCGUCUUCACUAGGUUUUGAGCUUUUGAGUGUCCCCUCUCUCUCUCUCGGUCGCAAUAUGCCUAAGCAAAUCCACGAGAUCAAAGACUUCCUUCUCACCGCAAGAAGGAAAGAUGCACGCUCUGUGAAAAUCAAGAAAAGCAAAGAUGUUUUCAAGUUCAAAGUUCGUUGCUCCAAGUACCUGUACACGCUUUGCGUGUUCGACUCCGAGAAGGCUAACAAGUUGAAGCAGUCUCUCCCUCCCGGUUUGAGUGUGCAAGACGUGUGAAAUGGGGACCUUGACUGAACCAAGCGCGUCAUAUGGUUAUUGGUAGAAAAGAAUGGGUUUUGUUGUUUUAUUGGAUGCUUUUUCACAUUGGUAGAAAUACCUCGUUUGUAAUGGAUUUGGGCUUGGUGUUCUCUUGAAAUCUAGGAGGAUGUCAUGAACUCCUUAAACGCAUUUGGAAACUCAACUUUCAAUUUUGCGUAAUUGCAGUUUUGGUUUGGUAUA